UGGCGGCCUAUGCUCCCUUCCGCUGCCUCCCCCAUACGGAUCCCCUAAACUCACCGCGCCGCCGCCGCCGCCACCACCACCGCCGCCGAAACCCACCUCCUCCCAUGUCCCGCCGCCCUGCUCACCACCUCCUCCCGUUACUCCACCGCCGUCACCUUCACCGCUCCGUCCAUCUCCCCUACACAUCCGUACCCAUUCCUCCCGACGCGACUCCCUCCACCUCCAUCCCGUCCCCGCCGCCCCUUCACCCCGCGCCCUGGCCGCCGUCGUAUUCCCCCACCUCCACCCCGCUCCCACCUUUCACGGCCUCCCACCUCCGCGCCGCCGUCUCCUCCCUCGCCGCCGCUCUGCUGGCUCUGCCCGACCCGGAUCCCGACCCCGCGCCGGCCCUCCACGCCCACUCAUUCCCCACCCUCCUCGCCGUCUCGCCGCUCGCCUCGACGGAGCUCCUCUCCCUCCUCCGCCCCAAGCCCUUCCUCGGCCUCGCGGUCUUCUCUUUCCGCCGCGCGCUCUCGCCGCCGCCCACGCUCCCGGAGUUCUCCCUCGCCAUCUCGCUCGCCAGCCGCGCCCGCGACCCCACCACGGCGGCCAGCAUCUUCGCCGACGCCUCCACCGCCUACUGCCCCGACCUGCCGCUCUACAACGCGCUCAUGUCCGCCUACAUGCACAGCGGCCUCGUGAACCGCUGCAUCGAGGCCUUCCGCGCGCUGCAGCGCGACCCGCGGUGCGGCCCGCCCAGCGCCGACUCCUACAACAUACUCAUCGCCCUCUUCGGCCGCUCCCUCCUCGUCGAUCACAUGGAGGCCACGCUCCAGUCGCUGGAUGCCUCGGGACAGUGCCGCACGGUUGGCACGUACAAUGCGAUCAUCGCCGGGUACCUCACCGCGUGGAUGUGGGACAGAAUGGAAGCAGUUUUCAGUGAAAUGAUGUCAGGUGGUCAAGUUAGUCCAGACACCACUACGCAUUUGCUGAUGCUGAGAGGGUACGCGCAUGCCGGGAAGAUUUAUAAGAUGGAGCAGGCUUACCAGCGUGCUCGUGAGCAUGCUGGCAAGGUUGAUGUGGUGCAUAUUCGUGCAAUGCUAUGCGCGUACUGCAAGUUUGAACAUGUGGAUAGGAUUCAAAAGAUCGAGAAGUUGCUUCAGAAGCUGCGUCCUGACGAUUACAGGCCCUGGCUCAACGUGUUGCUGAUUAGGGUGUAUGCCAAGGAGGGGCUGGUUGAGGGGAUGGAAAGAAGGAUCACUGAGGCGUUGGAACGCAAUACCACUGUCUGCACAACGCAGGUCAUGCGGUCCAUCAUAACCAGCUAUUUCCAGUCUGAUGCCGUCGAUAGACUCGCGCAUUUUGUCCGACAGGCUGAGGAGGCCGGUGGAAGCUAUGCCGGAGUUUGUACCACUGCAAGAUGGUCAUGUAUGGAAAGCACCACCGGCUCGCAGAGAUGCACGGGGUGUUGGAUGAGAUGGAGCAUUUUAGGUUUGACCGGACAAAGAAGACCUUUUGGAUCAUGCACAAAGCAUAUAGGAACUGCGGAAUGGAUACUGAGGCUGAUACUGUACUUGGCAUGAUGUGGAAGCACGGUUUUGGAGCCCCAAGCGACCUAUUUGUUCAAUGACAUGAUUUAUCUGCUCCACUCAUUGGGGAAUUUCAAGUUUUGCUCUCUGACAAGGUAUCUGAAUGCAAUGUGAGUCUGUUAACAUCAUAUGCUGCUCAAAAAAGUAAAUUGCUCCACAUGGAAGCCUAGAACUCAGAAGUACCCUGAAACAACUAAGACAUGGGGCAUUGUAUCCCCUAAAGUUUAGGGCCGACUGAGGUUGAUAUAAACAAAGUGCUCUUUGGAUACAUGGAAGCUGCUACAUUCCUGCCCAUCUUUGUUCUGCAUAUAGCAGUUAAAAUGUGGAUCCGAACUACCACCGUUUGCGCUGAUCAAGAAAAUACAUCAAGUCUACAUGACAUGAUGGAGCCAAAGGAAAAUCAAACACAAGGUUUGCUGUGCAUCCCUACUUGGUGGUGAAAGCUCAUCCCUGAUGGCAAAGGCAAUCUGAGGUGCCUGCUCGUUUUGUAUUGCAUUGUCAGAGUGGUGACUGCUUUGUAAUCAUGGUCAAAAGCUUCUCCGGUUUCACCUGUGUGUUUGUUGAAGCUCACUGUGCACUCUGAGGACGCUGCUUUGUAAUACUGGCAGGCAACCUCGCAAUUUUGGAGCACUCGGUUAAUAGCUUGCAGGGCAGUAAUGAACAAGAAAGCAUUUUGACGAUCUAGCUCUGGCAGCAGGCCAAGUGGCUUGGUUGCACGAACGUCUGGGCAUUGUCUGUCAUGUUUAAAGAAGGAACAGAGCGCGUGGGGUACAACUACAGAUCUGCAUAUACUUUUGUUCAGAACAUCGUUGCGGUGCCAAGGCACUUAUAAUGUAACUCCAUUUUCCUUUCUGUUUCGUUUUCCCACUAAUAAUUAACAGAUGCACCAAUUUUUUGACAUGCGUGCAAUGAUUCUUUUGGCACCACAGAAGUUGUGCUCAGCGGAAAAUAUAGUCAUCAACUUUGUCAUGUA
This is a messenger RNA of Lolium perenne, 2541 nucleotides long. Lineage: Eukaryota; Viridiplantae; Streptophyta; Magnoliopsida; Poales; Poaceae. The record is from RefSeq and is a predicted model, not a curated record.